Molecule: messenger RNA, 870 nt
Organism: Rosa chinensis
Lineage: Eukaryota; Viridiplantae; Streptophyta; Magnoliopsida; Rosales; Rosaceae
Product: G-type lectin S-receptor-like serine/threonine-protein kinase At1g61430
Exons: 4
Coding region: 1-870 (289 amino acids)
Biological process (GO): protein phosphorylation
Molecular function (GO): protein kinase activity; ATP binding
Source: RefSeq, a predicted model, not a curated record
AUGGGCGCGGAUUUGGGGGUCUUUCGAUCCUGGAGAUGGUACAGUAGCGUCGGCGGCUAUGGGGACGGAGGUUUCCAGGGCGACGGUGCUCCUACUUGGGCUCUCUGGGCUGGUGAUCGUUCUGGGGAUGGGGAUGCUCAAUGUGGUGGUUUUUUUGGCUAUGCUGGUGAUGGCCUGAAGGAGGUCAGUAGGGCCGGUGGCGUGUUUGCCGGCGACGACAACGGUGACAUGCAACUUAGGAGCGGCCAUGUUGUGGAGCAGCUGGUUCUUAGGGUUUCAGAAAAUUUGGGCUGUUGGGCUCAAGUGUUGGGCUUAGUCUGGAUUGGGAUGCUUUGGGACCAUAUGGGCUCUGAGGGUGUUGCUAGAGGGCUUCUUUAUCUCCAUCAUGAUUCCUAUGGGAAGGUGAUACAUAGAGAUUUAAAAGUCAAUAACAUUCUCUUGGAUGAGAAAAUGAAUCCAAAAAUCUCAGAUUUUGGAUUGGCACACAUAGUUGAAGAAACACAGAGUCUAGAAAAUACUCAGAAGGUUGUUGGAACACGCUUUGGGGUCCUGGUAUUAGAGAUUAUUAGCGACAAGAAGAAUACCAGCUUCUAUUUAUAUGACCAACAGCUUGGCUUCCUUGCCUAUGCAUGGAAGUUAUGGAAUGAAGGCAGGGCGUUGGAUUUAGUAGAAGACGUAUUGGGUGAUUCAUAUUUCUCAUCAGAAGUAAUGACAUGCGUGCAUGUUGGGCUUCUUUGUGUACAGGACAAUGUUGCGGAUAGACCAACCAUGGCAGAUGUAGCUUCAAUUCUAAGCAGCGAGAAAGUUGGUCCACAUUCGAAGAGGCCUGUAUUCACUAUCCAAAACUCAGUUAAUCAUCUUGGACCAUAA